UUUAGGUUUUCAUAGAAAAAUUCUUUGCAAACCAGCUAACUUUCCAGCAACCUAACCUUGUACAGUUAUUUCACAACAAAUUAAAUAAAAUAUAAUUUUUUAGAUUUACUACAUGUACAACCUUAACAUAAAAUAAUAAUAAUAAUAAUAAUAGUGAUGACACCAUUUGUGUUGAUUUAUCUUCUCUCUGCCACAUUCUCUUUCUUGUCUUUGUGCAUGACCUUGUUUGUUUACACGCUACUACUUCCAUGGCUAAAGCUAAAGCACCAAGACGCACUCUUGACUCUUACACUGUUAAACCCAUCAACAAAACCGUUAAACCUGGAGAUUGCGUGUUGAUGCGGCCAUCGGAUCCGUCGAAGCCUUCUUACGUGGCAAAGAUUGAGCGGAUCGAAUCCGACGGUAGAGGGCCCAACGUGAGAGUACGGGUGCGGUGGUAUUACCGGCCGGAGGAAUCAAUCGGUGGUCGCCGGCAGUUUCAUGGCUCAAAGGAGGUUUUUCUAUCCGAUCAUUAUGAUACUCAGAGUGCAGAUACGAUUGAAGGGAAGUGUAUGGUUCAUAGUUUCAAGAAUUACACGAAGCUUGAUGCUGUUGGGAACGAUGAUUUCUUUUGUCGUUUUGAGUAUAAUUCGUCUACUGGUGCUUUUAAUCCUGAUAGAGUUGCCGUGUAUUGCAAAUGUGAGAUGCCUUACAAUCCUGAUGACUUGAUGGUUCAAUGUGAAGGCUGCAGUGACUGGUUUCAUCCUGCUUGUAUAGAAAUGUCUGCAGAGGAAGCUAAAAGACUUGAUCAUUUCUUCUGUGAAAACUGCUCAUCUGAAGGCCAGAAGAAGCUGCAGAAUUCCCACAAUACCAGACAAUCAGAUGCAAAGGCGGAAACAAAGAGGCGCCGGAGGUGAUAAAGUAAAUAAAAUACAAAUGCUGAUGUACAAUGAUAGCAGAGGAACUGAGCUCUGUUUUUAACCCUGGUUAGGCUUCAAGCAAACACGCAGGCAGAUACAUCUGCAUCACAAGCUGUUGUAUAUCUGUGAGUGAGUUCAUGGCAGAGGGAAACUGGCUUGAAAACCUUUUUGUCAUGUGUAGAUAACCUUGAUUUGAGGGUUAGUCACCCCGUCAAGGAUGUGUUUGGUUGUUUGUAGGCUAUGUGAUCAUGUACAUGUUUUUCACUCUGGUUUCUUGCUUCUAUAAACCAGGGCUGUGUAUAAUCCAAACUAGUUUAACUUGUAAAUAGAUAUACGUUUAUGCCUCUC
Messenger RNA from Populus trichocarpa (black cottonwood), 1247 nucleotides. RefSeq names its product chromatin remodeling protein SHL. Bases 249 to 896 code for a protein of 215 amino acids. NCBI's taxonomy places the organism in Eukaryota, Viridiplantae, Streptophyta, Magnoliopsida, Malpighiales, Salicaceae. Gene Ontology annotation, molecular function: chromatin binding. The transcript is spliced from 5 exons. The record is from RefSeq and is a predicted model, not a curated record.